AUGCCCUUGGUGUGUUUGACAGACUUUCAGGCUUAUGCCCAAGAGCAUCUUUCUAAGUCAACUUGGGAUUUUAUUGAAGGAGGAGCUGAUGAAUGCUUCACCCGUGAUGACAACAUGGCAGCAUUUAAAAAAAUCCGUCUCCGCCCCCGGUACCUGAGAGAUGUGCAAGAGGUGGACACCCGGACCACAGUCCAAGGGGAGGAGAUCACAGCCCCCAUUGGCAUCGCGCCCACGGGUUUCCACUGCCUUGUCUGGCCAGACGGAGAAAUGAGCACAGCCAGAGCCGCCCAGGCAGCCGGGGUCUGCUAUGUCACCAGCAUCUAUGCUAGCUGUCCCCUUGAAGACAUUGCUGCCGCAGCCCCCAGGGGCCUCAAGUGGUUCCAGCUCUACAUGCAGCCAGACCGGCAGCUCAACAAGCAGCUGGUCCAGAGGGCUGAAUCCCUGGGCUUCAGAGCUCUGGUCAUCACUGUGGAUGCACCCAAAAUUGGCAACAGGCGACGUGACUUUCGAAACCAGCUGAACUUAAAGAUGAACUUGUUGCUGAAAGACCUUCGCUCGCCUAAAGAGAGAAAUUCAAUGCCUUAUUUCCAGAUGUCCCCCAUUGACUCAUCCUUCUGCUGGAAUGAUCUCUCCUGGCUUCAGAGCAUAUCGCGAUUGCCCAUCAUCCUUAAAGGGAUCUUGACAAAAGAGGAUGCAGAGUUAGCUGUGAAACACAAUGUCCAUGGCAUCAUUGUUUCCAACCAUGGUGGGAGGCAGCUUGAUGAUGUUCCCGCUUCUAUCGAUGCCUUGACAGAAGUGGUGGCUGCUGUGAAAGGGAAAAUGGAAGUGUACCUGGAUGGUGGGAUCCGAACUGGCAACGAUGUGCUCAAGGCUCUGGCCCUUGGGGCUAAGUGUGUGUUUCUGGGGAGACCAGUCCUGUGGGGUCUUGCCUAUAAGGGUGAACAUGGCGUUGAGGAAGUUUUGAACCUUAUAAAAAAUGAAUUCCACACUUCCAUGACCCUCACAGGUUGCCGGUCGGUUGCCGAGAUCAAUCAGGACCUGGUCCAGUUCUCCAGGUUGUAA
Neomonachus schauinslandi (Hawaiian monk seal) is the source of this 1062-nucleotide messenger RNA. It is a transcript of the gene HAO2, whose product is annotated as hydroxyacid oxidase 2. NCBI's taxonomy places the organism in Eukaryota, Metazoa, Chordata, Mammalia, Carnivora, Phocidae. Gene Ontology annotation, molecular function: FMN binding; oxidoreductase activity. The coding region runs from base 1 to 1062 and encodes 353 amino acids. The record is from RefSeq and is a predicted model, not a curated record. The transcript is spliced from 7 exons.